AUGGCUCCAGAUUGCAUAAAAACCUGCUCAGGUGUGAGCAAUUCACCCCUUUCUCUCCAGUCUGUAGAUGAAUACAGCAGGAACGCGGUAGCAGCAGCUGAAGUCGCCUGGACGUUUGCGCGCUUGGCAGAGGGCCUUCUAUGCAGGUUAAACUUUGCUUUCAUUCUUUGGAUCUCAAUGACAUUUGUGUGCUCGGGUUACCCAGUUGUCCCUUCCAUGACCAGCAAUCCUUUUUAUUUGAAUUGCCAGCUGUAUGGAAAAUCUGAUUACACUGAAGAACUGGCUUUUUUGAAGCCUUACCUGGAGAUGCCUCUCAAUAAAAGGUCCUUUCGCAACGGUGUUGGAUCAGGAAUUAAAAAAACUUCCUUUCGAAGAGCAAAGUCGUAA
This is a messenger RNA of Opisthocomus hoazin, 387 nucleotides long. Lineage: Eukaryota; Metazoa; Chordata; Aves; Opisthocomiformes; Opisthocomidae. The record is from RefSeq and is a predicted model, not a curated record.